GGUUGUCAAGGGACGGAUUUUAGUUUACGGAACUCCUAGCAUUUUCGCUAAAAUAUAUAUUUGUUCCUUAUUACCUUUCACUUUUAUUGUACUUUUGGUUUGGGGGUAUGUUUGUGUGAUUUUAAUGCUGGAUUUUAUCGACUAAGCAACACUUGGUGUUUGUGUUUGGAACGAAAGCGAAGAGUUUCUGAUGCUAGCCGCAUAAGUUGCAUCUAUAAUGGCAAGAGUUCCUCCUGGAGCAUUUAUUGUCCCUGACUGGCAUCGAUGUAAAGAUAGCAAAGAAUACUUCAACAAAAUUAUACAUAAGAAGAAUCGGAAGAAUUUUGGUCUGUUGGAGUCUCCUGUGAUGCCCCCACAUGCAGCCGUGGAUACACUUGAUUAUAAGAUUUUCAUCUCUGGUAAGAGUGGAGUUGGAAAAACAGCUCUCGCUGCACGCCUUGCUGGUCUAAAUAUUCCUAGUGUGCACCAUGAAACCAUAGGGAUUCAGACAACAGUGGUGUACUGGCCUGUGAAGCUGAGGGAAAAUGGCAGAGUGCUUUUCUUUCGUCUGCAGUUGUGGGACUGUGGAGAGAAUGCCUUACGCAGAUUUGACCAUUUGCUUCCAUCCUGUAAGGAACAGGUGGACGCUGUCCUCUUUCUUUUCUCCUUCACUGACAGGACAUCCUUCCAAGAUUUGUCAAAUCAAAUUACUAAAUGGGCAGAGUCAACUGACUGUCUUGUCAAAGUGGUGGUUGGGACAAAGUUUGACCUCUUCAUGCACUGCGACGUAGCAGAGAGGGAUGUCAGGAAGUUCCAGGAGACAUGGAGGUUACCGGUGUUCCACUCAGGUGGGGAGGUCAGCGAUGGGCUGGGUGACGUAGCCCCCAUACUCAACUGUCUCGCAGAGAACUUGUGGCAUCAGGACUGUGUCAGAGCUGGAGCAGCUGGAGCUGGAGCAGCUGGUCGGCAACAGCAGCACGAGACAUGGACUCUACCUUAAAGAUCCCUGAUCAAAGUCAUUUUGGUAUAGGAUCGUCAAAAGGGGGGUGACCGGAAUCUCCUAACAUACAGUGACGACAAUGGGAGCAGCAAUAUAAUGGAUAUUUUGUGCUUAAAAAAAAAGAUACAAUUUCAAGGCAAAACUCAUUUCAUGCAUUCAUGGACAGUUUUUUUUUUUUGCUUUAGAGUUAGCUUUCAAAAUAAUAAAAACUGCAGUUGUAACUGCUGCCUGUGCAGCUUUUCUGACCUCUGACCCUUUGAAUACUUAAGAGUCAACAGUAAUUGGUCUCCUGAUCUCUUCCCAAUUUUUGUGGAGACUAUAGCAAAAAUUCCACAUUGCAAAUCUUCGAAGUCUUGUCACAUUAUGGCUUUAGCAAGUUAUAAUUUGAGAUUAAACUCUACCCAUUAUUGGGCUAAGUGAUGAAGUCAGGUCUUAAAUUAACACGCUGCCAUAGAUGCUUCAGGAGCCACACACACCUAAUUUCAAUGUUUAAGUUUCUGUCUUGCAAUUUCAAUGACCCAUCAUGUCAAACUAAAAAGCUGUUCAAGUGGAAAAUAAAUAGUUCAGCAAAAUAUCUGAUGUACAUUGACAAUAGCAUUUGACAAAAUGCAUCAUCUGUUACUGGUUUUCAUAACACAUCACACUGUUAAUGAUUUCAAGACGUAAAUCACUUUGAAUUACCUUGUUGCUGAUGCAUGCAAUACAAAUAAACUUGAUCGAGGAGAGGCCAAGCUUCAGUCCU
Messenger RNA from Poeciliopsis prolifica (blackstripe livebearer), 1721 nucleotides. It is a transcript of the gene cplane2, whose product is annotated as ciliogenesis and planar polarity effector 2. The coding region runs from base 218 to 979 and encodes 253 amino acids. NCBI's taxonomy places the organism in Eukaryota, Metazoa, Chordata, Actinopteri, Cyprinodontiformes, Poeciliidae. The record is from RefSeq and is a predicted model, not a curated record. The transcript is spliced from 5 exons. Gene Ontology annotation, molecular function: GTPase activity; GTP binding.